AUGGCUGAUGUUAAGUCACUUUUAAAAGAAGCGAGAAAAUUGAUAGAUGAUAAAAAUUUUAAAGAAGCCCAGGAAUGUUGUAAGAACAUAUUGCGAAAAGACAAAAACAAUUAUUUAGGUUUGGUGCUGCUGGGAAAAUCAUUAGCAGAAUCUGAUCAGGCUCCAUUGGCUUUUCAAAAAGCUAUAUCUAGUAAACCAGAUCAUCCUUUAGCAUGGCAAGGUCUAGCGAAUUAUUAUGAAAAAAAGGCAGAUGAAUCAGCUAUAAAAAAACUUCUAGCAGUAUAUGAUGAAAUGCUGAAAUUGGAAAUAGAUCAGGAGAAAGCAUUAGAAAUUGUUUCCAAAGUUGGUCAACUUGGCUGGGUACAUAAAGAUAACUUAGCAAUUAGCAUUCUAGUUAACUAUAUGAACAGAAAGACUGACAUGUAUUCAGUUGCUGAAAAAGAAUUAUUAGGUAUAUUGAAAGCUGGUGUUACAUGUAAAGAGGAAGAUGUUUCAAAUGUUGUCAAUAUUAUAAGCAAAAUAAUUGAUAGAGAACCAAGUGACUCUUUACAUAUUUUGCGAGGAAAAGUAAUUUUACAAAAACAUGAAUUUGAAACCGCCAUGAAAGAGGUUAUGGAAUUGCCUUAUUUUACUUCGGGUGUAGUAUUUCGCGAUUGGCUCUGCAAAUACCUAUGUACAUAUUAUAUUCAAAAUAACUCAUUCAAUUUUGAUUUAGAAAAAUAUUUCAAUGAAAUAACAUUGGGAAUUGAAAAUUCAAAGUAUCCUGGACUCUUAAAAAGUAUGAUUCUUUUUGACAAGCAAUUAUAUCUGGAGGCUUACAAACAAUGUGUUCCGCUUGUGAAUUACAAUGAAGCUGAUGUGACUGAAGUAACAUUUAUCAUUAAGUGUACCUUUAUGUUGAAGAAAUGGUCUGUAUCCCAAAAACUUUCUACAAACUUCUUGAUGAAGGUAAAAGAUAGUGAUUUUGCAAUCACAUUAAAGAAAUUUUUGUUUUUAUCAUUGGUAGAACAACAAAAAUGGAAGCAUGCGAUUUCAGUGUCAAGAGAAAUCCCUUUUGAAUCUUUGGAUUUAAGUGAGCAAGCGGCUCUCGCAAAAUGUUACCUUGAAAAUAAUGAAGAAAUGGAUAAUCACUUGAAAAAGAAUCUUGAGACUACUGACUACUUUACACAGCUGGAAGCCCUGGCAUUAAUAAAACUAGAGAAGUACAAUGAAGCCAUUUCAUUGUUAGAGAAAAAAUCUGAAGAUCCUUUGAGUUUCUUCUAUAUAGGCAAAGCAUAUUGGGAAUUAAAAGAAUAUGAAAAAUCUCAAAUAAACCUUUUAAAAGCUGCAAAAUUGAAUGCUGAUCAUACAGAAACAUUUUUGUAUUUAGGGAUGUUCUAUCAAAAACACAAGAAUGAUUUUGCAAAGGCGAAAAAAUGUUAUGAAAAAGCUUAUAGUUUGGACAGCACAAACAUUGAUGUUAUUAAAAAUCUAAGUGAUAUUUACAUAGAAUUGGAACUAAAAGAUGCAGAUUUUGAAUUAUUGUUGAAAUCUAGUCAGUCUGUACAGACAGAAUUUGAGUGGAUAACUUUUCGUCUCGGCUUACAUUAUAUAAAUAAAAGAGAUUGGGAGAAUGCAAUUUUACAAUUUCGUCAUGUGAUCAAACAUAAUCACAAAAAUGUUAUAGCGUUUGAAUGUCUGGCUGAUGCAUAUUAUUCGAGGGGAUCAUUUACAUCUGCAUUAAAAGCUUAUAAUAAAGUAAUGUCUCUCAAUCCUAACAAAGCCCUACAUUGCCUUACAAGAAUUGGUUACAUUCACUCUCUUUUAAGACAAUAUGAUGAGGCAAUCUCAACAUUUAAAAGAGUUUUUGAAAUAGACCCUUUUUCACUAUUAGCAUUAAAGGGAAUUGCUGAAACAUGGAUGAGAAUAGCUAGAAAGAAAUAUACUGCCAAAUUGUAUGGCAGUGCAAGGGACACAGCACAAACUGCAAUCAACUAUUUGAUCAUUGCUCUAUCAAAAGAGACAAAAUUUACCUGCUUCUGGAAUUUAAUGGCUGAUGCAUUAAUAUUUAUUACAAGAUUGCCUAAUAAAUAUAGUUACGUUUAUAUAACAGAAACUUUUGGUAAAGGAAAUGAAGACAUUGUAAGGAAGGAUAAAUCUCAUAUUUAUCCCCAAGCUCUUGCUUGUUUGUCCAGAAUAGCCAAACAAAAAUUGCAACUUACGUCAUACGAUUUAGCUGCUACAUAUCUUGAUUAUUAUGUUGACUCUCAAAAUAUAGUAAAUUGUCAAAUAGCAUUUAAAUUGACUGUUGCUUGUAUCAAAGAUAAACCUUCGUCUUGGCGUAAUUGGAAUUUACUGGGAAAAGUAUGCUAUUUUAUGAAGAAGUAUGUUUUUGCACAGCACUGCUUUAUUAAAGCUUUGUUAGUAACACGAAAAUGGUCAAUAGCACAAAUAUGGUGUAAUCUUGGCACAUUGUAUAUAAAAUUAAAACUUUAUAAAUUGGCAAACUACUGUUUCUGGCGUGGUCAGUCCACUUUACCAUCACACCCUCAUAGCUGGAUUGGGCAAGGAUUAAUAGCAGAAGUUAUUCGCGAAGAAGAAGCUAUGGAUCUGUUCAGACAUGCGUGUCGACUUGGAUACCACCCAGAAAGUUCACUAGGAUAUGCAGAUUGGGUUUGUCGUACAUUGAAAAACGACAAGUACCAAUAUAGCACAGAAUUAAAAUAUGUAAUUGAUGGUCUAUCUGCCAUACCGUAUGCCAUGGAUUUACUGAGGUGGUUUUCGACGUUUGAGCCUGAUAAUUCUUGUGCUUCAAAUAUACUGGGCAUUUUACAUGAAAGAAGCGGAUUACUUAACAGUGCUUUAAAUUAUUACCAAAAAGCUUUAGAAGAUGCAGAGGAAUGUAAUAAAAAUAUGAUCCUCUUAAAUAUUGGUAGAAUAUACAUCAGACUUAUGAAAUAUGAUGAAGCUAUAAAGACUUAUAAGUCCAUAACCGAAGCCAGUCUCAACUCCACUUGUGGAUUAGCUCUUGCUCUUUUCAAGAACGGUCUUUAUGAGGAAUCCUAUUCAGCUUAUGAUACUGCUCUGCAUUGGCUUAGUAAUGAUGAUGAUGAGAAAGCCGAUUUACUUGUUGCCAUGUCAGGAAUUGUUUAUAUGUUCAAAGGCCUCGACGACGCAAAAACAUUAUUGUUCCAUAGUAUACAAGUUUCCCAAAAGAAACCCACUGCAUAUAGCUUAUUUGCCAUUUGUUCUUUAGGUAUUAUACACUCUGAUCAAGGAUUAUCCAAGCUAGCUUUAAGUGAAUUAAAGAAGUAUGAAAAGGAUAAUAAUUUUGGAUUUGAUAUAGGUUUUCUCAAAUCUUACCUCUUUGUAAAUGAAGACUUAAAUCAAGCUAUAAAAAUUUUAAGUGAUUCUCUUCACGACCAUCCAAACAAUACAAAGUUAUGGUUCUGUUUAGCUCAAUAUUGCCUGCAGGAGUCAGAUACGAAAGCAAGGUUGGCCAGUUGUUGCGCCCAAAGAUCCUUAGCGUCAAAUUACGAAAAUAAUAUCAGUUCUGCUAAAAUGCUUGCUACUGCCAGCAUAGCCGAACAUGUCGGAGGUGAUAAGAAAAAAGCUUCACUUUUAGCAAAACAGGGACUCCACACGCAUCCUGACCAACCAGAAGUUUGGGCGGCACUAUUGUUAUCAAUCGUUACAAAUAAAAUGUGGCAAGAAAAACGUCUAUGGAUAACAUCAGCUACAGGACAUAUGAGAAAAAACCUUAAUAUAACAAGAGGUCUUGCAAGGUGGAUAAAUUUGUUAGAUAAGAAAAUCAGCACCCAAGUAAAUUAA
Danaus chrysippus (African queen) is the source of this 3810-nucleotide messenger RNA. NCBI's taxonomy places the organism in Eukaryota, Metazoa, Arthropoda, Insecta, Lepidoptera, Nymphalidae. The record is from the annotation of a GenBank genome assembly.